Messenger RNA from Ostreobium quekettii, 654 nucleotides. The record is from the annotation of a GenBank genome assembly. NCBI's taxonomy places the organism in Eukaryota, Viridiplantae, Chlorophyta, Ulvophyceae, Bryopsidales, Ostreobiaceae.
AUGGGGAACUGCUGCUGCCGCGGCUCGGAGGCCUUCGAGGGUGACUUCGUGGGAUUCGACCUGACGGGUCCCAACGACCCCAAAGUGAUCGCCCAGGACACAUGCUUCACGGAGGAUGAGGUGUACGCCCUGUUCGAGCUGUUCCGGGAAGUCAGCACGUCGGUCGUGGCGGACGGCCUCAUUCACAAGGACGAAUUCAGUGUCGCGAUUUUCAAGACUUCGCAAAUCAACCUGUUCGUCGAGCGCGUAUUCGAGCUGUUUGAUACCAAGAGGAAUGGAGUUGUGGACUUCGGGGAGUUUGUGAGGUCGCUGAGCGUGUUUCAUCCUCAGGCCCCCCUCAGGGACAAAGUCGACUUUGCUUUCAAGAUUUAUGACAUGAAGCACACUGGAGUGAUCGAGAAGGAUGAGGUGUUCAAUUUGCUGUCGGCUCUGCUGCACGAGAAUCCAGAUCUGAGGUUGCCCAAAGAGGCGGUGGCCGACCUUGUUGAUCGGACCUUCCAAGAGGUGGACAUUUCGAAAUCAGGGUACAUAUCCAUGGAGGAAUGGCACAACCUGUGCUCCCAAAAUCCCACCGUCAUCAGCUACAUGACCCUGUCGGUACUCAAAGAGCUCACCACGCGCUACCCAAGCUUUGUGUUCAGGAAGCAAACAUGA